AUGUCUCAUAGCGAAAGCCCUGGUCCGGCUGCGGCCGAGAGCCAGUAUUUCAGCAGCAACCCGCCGCCGCCCUCGCUGCAGGCGCAUCUGACGCUCGCCCGCGCCUUCAUCCAGAGACACGCCGAGGAAGGUCGUCGCGUGGUGCUCGUCACAUCAGGCGGCACUACGGUUCCGCUGGAGGAGCAGACGGUCCGCUACAUCGAUAACUUCUCGGCGGGUACCCGCGGCGCCACGUCCGCCGAGUACUUCCUCAAGCAUGGCUACGCCGUCAUCUACCUGCACAGGCAGUUCUCCCUGCUGCCGUACAGCCGCCACUACUCGCACAACACCCGCUCCUUCCUGGAUUUCAUGCGGGAAGACGAGGACGGCCGCGUGAUUGUAGACGAAGAGCAUCAGCGUCAGAUGCUCCGCGUUCUGCGCCAGUACACAGAGGCCAAGCGCCAGAACACGCUGCUCAUCUUGUCCUUCGUCACCAUCACCGACUACCUGUGGGAGCUUCGCGAGGUGGCCAAGCUGAUGCGGCCGUUGGGCAACCGCGCCAUAUUCUACCUUGCCGCCGCCGUGUCCGACUUUUUCGUUCCCAAGGACCGCAUGGUUGAGCACAAGAUCCAAAGUGUCGAGGAGUUUACUCAGCAAAAGGAUUCGUCCGAGGCAGCUGUGAGCAGCAAGCCUCAGCCAGCCGCUCGCACCGAGGGCAAGUCUCUCAUCAUUGACUUGGAGCCUGUUCCCAAGUUCCUGAAGUCGUUGGUGGAUGGCUGGGCCCCGGACGCCAUGAUCGUUUCCUUCAAGCUGGAGACGGACCCCAACAUGCUGGUCCGCAAGUCCGUCUACGCGUUGAAGCGUUACCAUCAUCACCUCGUGAUCGGCAACCUGCUGUCCACCCGCAAGUGGGAAGUCGUCUUCGUCAGCGCCGAUGAGGGCGAAAAGUGGAUCCGCGUGCCUCGCAACCGGAGAGGUAGGAGUACGUCGGGCAUUGAGGCAUUGGUAGGCAAGGCAGCACUGCGAACCAACAUCGACGAAGAUGCGGUCGAGGACGAGAACGACCAGAUCACGCAGCCACCUGCCCUGAGCGAUGCCGACCCGAUUGUCGAGAUUGAAAGCCUCAUUAUCCCAGAGAUUGCAAGGCUGCACGAAAAGCUCAUGCAGAAGGGUGGCAGUUCUUAA
Messenger RNA from Lasiodiplodia theobromae, 1164 nucleotides. Its product is annotated as Phosphopantothenate-cysteine ligase. Gene Ontology annotation, biological process: coenzyme A biosynthetic process. The transcript has a single exon. Bases 1 to 1164 code for a protein of 387 amino acids. Lineage: Eukaryota; Fungi; Ascomycota; Dothideomycetes; Botryosphaeriales; Botryosphaeriaceae. Gene Ontology annotation, molecular function: phosphopantothenate--cysteine ligase activity. Gene Ontology annotation, cellular component: nucleus; cytoplasm. The record is from RefSeq and is a predicted model, not a curated record.